AUGCAAAUAGAACCGUCGCUGUCCAAGUCCAUUUAUAGCGAAAUUUUUGACCAAAAGCGACUCGACAUGAUGAUCCUACUAGUUGCUCUAUCCUAUAUUACCGUAGCUUCCGAAGCUUGCUCUACGAACACAAACAUCGCCCGCGAUGGAGAGAUCAUCACGGAUCCGUCGUUCACAUUCACUGUGAGCCCUCCUGUAAGAUGGACGUACUAUCCGCCGAUCGCACCAACAGGCUCCAUUCAAAUCACGAAUUUCUUUCCGGGGCAGUCGAUGUCGUCAGCAGAAGCUUUGCAAUCUGCGCAGAAUGAAGUGAUGGCAGCGUAUCUGGAAGCGCUCACCGAAAUCCCGGGCGUAAACACCUUAGGAGUCACUACCACCGUCACCUAUUCACCGGACGAAAUCUCCAAUUGUUACACUAGUCAACCUAUUCCAGGUGGAACAAAGAUCGGCUACCUCGCGGGCGGUGCGGUUACUCAAAUAGCUGUAGUAACUCUGCAGCAGGCCACCGCAACCACGUGUCCGCUUUCCACUACUAUGAUUCAAACGGGCAUCGGACCGUAUCAAGAAUACACCAAAACUUUAACGGUGUCAACCCGUGGUGGAACAACGUUGACUCGGUACACCUGGAUUCGAGUCAUUUCGCAAUUUCAGAGCACUCUUAACCUUAGAUAUCAGGCGCUUUUUCGAUCAGAAGUCACAAUAAACAAUAACUAG
This is a messenger RNA of Ostertagia ostertagi, 714 nucleotides long. Lineage: Eukaryota; Metazoa; Nematoda; Chromadorea; Rhabditida; Trichostrongylidae. The record is from the annotation of a GenBank genome assembly.